AUGCCGUGGUUCCAGUGCGAGGACUGCGGCGACACGCUGAAGAAGCCAAAGGUCAAAGGCCACGCGUCGGGAUGCAGCGCGUCGCGAUUCUCGUGCGUCGAUUGCCUCCAAGUCUUCGAUAGAUGGAGCGUGCAGCAACACACGUCGUGCGUGACCGAGCACGAGAAGUACGCGCUCUCGAUCACGAAACCCGGGCAGGAACACUUGAUGCACGCCUCCGCGGCGGCGAGCGGCGGCGGCGGCGGCGGCGGCGCGGGCGGCGGCGGGAACGGCGGCGGCGUCGUCGGCGAGUCCUUUCUCGCGACGAAACCGCCGUGGGAUUGCGCGUGCUGCCGCGUGAAGUGCACGUCCCAGGAGACGUUGCUGGGGCACGCCGCGGGGAAGAGGCACAGGAGUAAGGCGAGAGGCGCGCUCGCGAAGCAAGGGUUGGGGUUGGACGGGAAGCCGUUGCCGGUCGAGGGUGGGGACGACGGCGCGGGGAAGGGCGGCGGCGGCGGCGGCGGCGAGGCGGAGGAGGAGGAGAAGGAGGCGCCCGUCGAGGAGAAGAGAGAGAAGAAAGAGAAGAGAGAGAAGAAAGAGAAGAAGGAGAAGAAGGAGAAGAAGGAGAAGAAAGAGAAGAAGGAGAAGCGCGACCGGGGCGGGGACGCGGAGGAGAAGAAAGAGAAGAAGCGGAAGAAGGAGAAGUGA
Molecule: messenger RNA, 687 nt
Organism: Micromonas pusilla CCMP1545
Lineage: Eukaryota; Viridiplantae; Chlorophyta; Mamiellophyceae; Mamiellales; Mamiellaceae
Exons: 1
Coding region: 1-687 (228 amino acids)
Biological process (GO): rRNA processing; negative regulation of transcription by RNA polymerase II
Cellular component (GO): nucleolus
Molecular function (GO): DNA binding
Source: RefSeq, a predicted model, not a curated record